GCAUUGUUGCAACCAGUGGCAUCUGUGGAGCUUUUAGAGAAUCGAAUUUGCGGAGAUUCGCGUAACGGCCGCUAGGUGAUUAAGGCCUUGGCGUCUGGCGAAUGACCACGCCCCCCAUUCACGACUUCCGACGCGACGUGAAAGAUCAUGCCUGAGGAAGUGAAGUCAAGCUGGGCCGAUGAGGUCGAAGACGAUGGAAAUCCCAGGUUGCCUGAGCCUAAAGAAACCUUCAAGAAUGGAGUGAAAAUCGUCACCGAAUACAAAUACAAUGAAGACAAUAAAAAGGUGAAGAUGGUGCGACAUUACAAGAUUGAGAAGCGCAUCGUUUCAAAAACCAUUGCCGACCGCAAGACUUGGCCAAAAUUCGGAGACAGCGCCAAUGACAAGCCAGGUCCCAACCCAGCAACCACGAUCGUAGCUGAAGAUGUGUACCUGCAGUACAUCACCAACAAGGAGGACAGCGACAAGCCGGACGACACUGGCAUCAAUAAGCUGAAGGGCAUGGACCAGAAUGUGAUGAAAUGCCGAAACUGCAAGGGUGACCACUGGACCACAAAGUGUCCGUACAAGGACUCGCUGGUUCUGGCCAACCAGGUGGCCGAGGAGAAAAAAUCUGCCAUUGGCGGUUUGGAUAAGAAGGACUCGGGCAGCAAGUAUGUGCCUCCGAGUCUGCGAGAAGGCGCUAAGAACACGGACAGCUCCUCCCACCAGAGAAGGGACGACACUCUGGCCAUCAGGAUUUCCAACUUAUCCGAGAAUACGCAAGAGGCCGACUUGGAAGACUUGGUCAAACCCUUUGGACCCUACUCGAAACUUUACCUGGCCAAGGAUAGGAUCACAAACUGCUGCAAAGGAUUUGCAUAUGUCCACUUCAAGUUCAGAGGGGAUGCAGCUAAAGCCAUUGCCAAUCUUGAUGGUUUUGGUUACGACCAUUUGAUCCUCAACGUAGAUUGGUCCAAGCCAUCAACAAACUAAACAGUUCUUUAUAAAAAAUAUUCCACAUUGAAUUAAAAAUUUACAGCAUUGAAA
Neocloeon triangulifer is the source of this 1029-nucleotide messenger RNA. Its product is annotated as eukaryotic translation initiation factor 3 subunit G-like. The transcript is spliced from 3 exons. Bases 148 to 975 code for a protein of 275 amino acids. Gene Ontology annotation, cellular component: cytoplasm; eukaryotic translation initiation factor 3 complex. The record is from RefSeq and is a predicted model, not a curated record. Gene Ontology annotation, molecular function: translation initiation factor activity; RNA binding. Lineage: Eukaryota; Metazoa; Arthropoda; Insecta; Ephemeroptera; Baetidae.